Branchiostoma floridae (Florida lancelet) is the source of this 2082-nucleotide messenger RNA. Its product is annotated as acid phosphatase type 7-like. The transcript has 9 exons. The coding region runs from base 1 to 1659 and encodes 552 amino acids. The record is from RefSeq and is a predicted model, not a curated record. Gene Ontology annotation, molecular function: hydrolase activity. Lineage: Eukaryota; Metazoa; Chordata; Leptocardii; Amphioxiformes; Branchiostomatidae.
AUGUUAGGAAUGAAGAACCCGGAAGUAGCGCUCUUGGUGGUUGUUCUUCUCGGCCAUGCAGGACUCCAGCCCCACCUGUGCGCCGCAGGUGAGACAAGGAGACUUACGGACUUCCUUCAGCGUUCUGACAGCGUCAAGACGUCGUCAGGACAGGUGUUCAUGUCUCAAGUCGGCUCAGGUGGGCGCCUUAAGGAGCGAUUUCGUGUUAACAACCAACCCGGAAGUGAGAGUGGUCCCCUUAAGACUAAGCACGUCUCACAAGGAAGACUUCCCGUCCAGGUGCGCGCAGGUGACGUGCAGGGGCUGCACCUGAGUCUGUCAGGUGCCGGACAGGUGAGGGCCAUGUGGCUGAACCCCGUUCCCUUCACCGCCCCGUCCGACUUCCAGCCGCGGUGCGUCUACACGGUCCUCCCGUCGGGCGACAAGACGGAAGAACGUUCUAGGACACGCGGAGUCUGUACCGAUCGUCGCGGCGGGGCGAGCUUACACCUACACCGCCGGGAACUUCGGCACGGUACGCUGAACGAGGCCGUGAUGACCUACGCACCCGGAAGUGUUCCUCUUACCAUCCACUACCAAUGCGGCGACCGGAACUACGUCAUGAGUCAACAGUACAACGUCACCGUCCAGCCAACAACAAUGCAGAAAACUCAAGAACUGCAGAAUAAGCGCAAAGUGAACUCUUUAAGAAAAUCGUCUUCCGAGACGUUUUCCAAGGCGUCACCUGGGCUCACCUAUGCAGGCGGUGAGAGAGAGGGGAAAGUGGCCCUGAUCGCGGACAUGGGAAUAGAGGAGGACUCCUUCACAAUCAAGUCCUUACUGCACCAGGCCGACCGUGGCGAGUUGGACCUUGUCCUGCACGCGGGGGACCUCAGCUACGCGGACAACUUCGGGACGACUUUCGGCAGCGGCGACGGCAACAACUCCUGGGUAUGGGUGCAGUACAUGACGUCACUGCAUGACGUCACCGCCAGGGUACCCUACAUGACCUGCCCGGGAAACCACGAAGCGCAGUUUGACUUUGCCGCCUACCGGAACUGGCUGCACAUGCCGGGGAACGAGAGCGGGUCCUCGUCCCCAUACUACUACUCGUUCGACUACCUCGGAGUUCACUUCGUCGGCAUCUCGACGGAGCACGACAUGCGCGGAAACUCCUCUCAACACAGAUGGUUGGAGCAGGACCUGCGGACAGCCGACCAGAACCGCGCCCGCACCCCCUGGAUCCUGGUGUUCGGCCACAGACCGCUCUACUGCUCCUCGGCCAUAUUCUGGUCAACCAGGUGUACGACAGAGGCCCGCGAGUUCCGCAGUGACCUUGAGGAACUGUUCCGGCGGUACCACGUGGACGUGUACGUCUGCGGGCACAACCACCAGUACGAGCGGUCCUGGCCGGUCUCAGGCGGCAACGUCACCGCCAAGAACUACCGCAACCCCGCCGCUACCGUGCACAUCGUCUCCGGGGCCGCAGGGAACCCCGAGGGUAACGACCCCACGUACGUGCCGGAGUUCCUGGUGCCGUGGCGCGCCGGCUACUCCCUGUCGCUGCAGACGGGCUGGACGCUGAUGGAGGUCAACUCUACAGCUCUCGCCUUCUCCUACAUACACAGCGCGGACCUAGCCAGGAUGGUGGACAGCUUCACCAUCACAAAAACUCAGUGAAAUCGUUAUUAUAGUCCAACCUCGGUAGCUUUACUCUACACUCUCGCCUUCUCCUACAUACACAGCGCGGACCCAGCCAGGGUGGUGGACAGGUUCACCAUCACAAGAACGCCGUGAAAUCAUUAUUAUAGUCCAACCUCGGUAGCUUUACUCUACACUCUCGCCUUCUCCUACAUACAAGGCGCGGAACCCGGCAGGGCGGUGGACAGGGCUCGAAAUACUUUUUUCUGCAUACCUGCACUGGUGCAGGUAACAUUGAAAAUUACCGGACAAAUUUUACCUGAACCACUCAGAAAUCGGGAAGCAUGGAUCAUACUAAAAUUGUUCAGUAACAAUUGAUAUUAUUCCUUUAUACUUCAUAUGUGCUACCAGUCAGUGAAUCUAGUAAAAAAAUCCACAUAUACCUACAUCAUAGGACAUUGG